UUUAUUCGUCACUAUGUGGUCCACACACAUCGAUUUUAUUCGCCAUACCAUUUCCUCAGCUCACAACCAUGUCUGUGCAAGGUCGCCGAGGCAAUGCUCGUCUCCCCCCGGAAGUGAAUCGUGUGCUAUAUGUACGCAAUCUGCCGUUCAAAAUCUCGUCCGAGGAAUUAUACGACAUUUUCGGCAAGUACGGGGCCAUCAGGCAGAUCCGCUUGGGCGUCAACAACGACACUCGAGGCACAGCGUUCGUGGUCUACGAGGACAUUUACGACGCCAAGAACGCAGUAGACCAUUUGUCGGGUUUCAACGUCUGUGGUCGCUACCUCAUUGUGCUGUACUACCAGGCCAACAAGAUGCAGCAACGUAAGGGUGCAGUGGACAUUAACAAGCAGAAACAAGAGCUGCAGGACCUCAAAGACAAAUACGGCGUCGAAUGAAGAGGCUCAAACAGGAAACAGAGAUUCAGCUAAUUAUCUAUGCAUCAUCUAAGUUUUUUUUUUCGAUAAAAAAAACUAGCAGAUAAUUUGUUUAGUAUUGAGAAAUUCACAUGAAGAUGCGUUCUACUUUUUCCA
Phytophthora nicotianae INRA-310 is the source of this 572-nucleotide messenger RNA. RefSeq names its product pre-mRNA branch site p14-like protein. Bases 69 to 437 code for a protein of 122 amino acids. The record is from RefSeq and is a predicted model, not a curated record. Gene Ontology annotation, cellular component: nucleus; cytoplasm; ribonucleoprotein complex. Gene Ontology annotation, molecular function: mRNA binding. The transcript is spliced from 2 exons. NCBI's taxonomy places the organism in Eukaryota, Oomycota, Peronosporomycetes, Peronosporales, Peronosporaceae.